Messenger RNA from Alosa alosa (allis shad), 2225 nucleotides. RefSeq names its product tRNA isopentenyltransferase 1 (gene trit1). The transcript has 11 exons. Gene Ontology annotation, biological process: tRNA modification. The coding region runs from base 7 to 1407 and encodes 466 amino acids. The record is from RefSeq and is a predicted model, not a curated record. Gene Ontology annotation, cellular component: mitochondrion. Gene Ontology annotation, molecular function: ATP binding; tRNA dimethylallyltransferase activity. Lineage: Eukaryota; Metazoa; Chordata; Actinopteri; Clupeiformes; Clupeidae.
ACUGUCAUGGCGGCUUCCAUACUCGGCAUGCAGAAUGCUUUCAAGAAAACCGUCGUCCCACCCUUGGUUGUGAUUCUUGGAGCAACGGGCACUGGCAAAUCUAAACUGGCAAUUGAAAUCGGUAAACGACUGCAAGGCGAGAUAAUAAGUGCUGAUUCUAUGCAGGUCUAUAAAGGACUGGACAUUAUAACCAAUAAAGUCACUGCUGAGGAGCGGGCUCAGUGUCCACAUCACAUGAUCAGCUUCUUGGACCCACUGGUUAACAGCUAUACAGUGGUGGACUUCAGAAACCAUGCUCUUCAACUCAUAGAAGACCUGCACCAGCGUCAGAAGCUGCCCAUAGUCGUGGGAGGAACCAACUACUACAUCGAGUCCCUUCUGUGGAAGGUGCUGGUGGACACUAGACAGGGCAAUGAAGAUCAGGAACGGCGUUUGUGUUGUCCGGAUCCAAAGAUGGCCUUACAGAAACUGGGGGCUCCUGAGUUGCAUCGACGGCUGACUGAGGUGGACCCUGAUAUGGCAGCCAUUUUGCAUCCUCAUGAUACCCGCAAGAUUGCAAGGAGCCUGCAAGUGUUUGAGGAAACAGGUGUGGCUCACAGCAGACUGCUGGAGCAGCAAAGACAACAGGAGGGGGGUGACAUCCUUGGGGGGCCUCUAAGAUUCCCAGAGCCCUGCAUCUUCUGGCUGCACGCUGAUAUGCAGACUCUGGAUGAACGCUUGGAUCAACGGGUGGAGGAGAUGCUUUCACAAGGCCUCAUCGCUGAGCUCCAGCAAUUCCACUUAGGCUAUAAUCAACAGAUGGUCCAGGAGAACUGUCAGGACUACCAGCAUGGUAUCUUCCAGUCCAUUGGUUUUAAGGAGUUCCAUGAAUAUCUCACAGCAGACAGGGAGACCAGCCAGGAGGAGCUCAAUAGACUGAAGAUGAAAGGUGUUGAGGCUUUGAAGAUGGUGACUCGGCGUUAUGCUCGGAAACAGAAUAAAUGGGUUCGAAACCGCUUCCUCAAGAGGCCUGGUUCUAAUGUGCCUCCAGUUUAUGGUCUCGAUGUGACUAAUUUGUCACAAUGGGAGGACACAGUCCUCAACCCUGCUCUGUGUAUCCUAGAGAACCUUCAGAAGGGUGAGAAGCCUUUGAUUGAACCACUGAGGCUUGAGGGGUCAGGACAGAAGAACAAGAGGAGCCACCACACGUGUGAGCUGUGUAAAAAGAUCAUCAUUGGAGACCUGGAGUGGAGUGCUCAUCUGAAGUCUAAAACCCACCAGCAUCAUGUCAGGAAGAAACGGAGAACAGAAGCAACCUCAGAUCAGCAGUUGCACCAGCAUGCUCACCAGUCAUCAACAGAGGUUUUUACUCAAGCAAGGUCAAUCCCUGGCCCUGAAAGAGCCACGUCAGAGGAAGACACACCAUAGCAGGCAAGUGGAAGCGAGCAGCUACAAUGUGGACCACAGAUAAUGAUAAUCUACAUUGUCUGUGUGGCUGUGGUGUGCAGAGUGUUGCAAUACACGUUUGUGUCAUGACAUUUUUGAGACGAGAGAAUUGAAGAAUAGAACUAUCAGCAUCUCUUAAAUGAGGUUGUAAAUGCUGUAGCCGAUAAAGAUCUAGCUCUUUGUGCAGACCUUGCUCUUGUCAACUACUACCGCAAAUUAUUAUUGUUAUUAUUUUAAAAGUAAUAAAGGAUUAAUAAUAUAAUGUGUUUACACAAUUAUACUCAAUUUAUUUUGGUAAUUUCAUAUAUGCACAGAAGGGGUGUUAAAAUCCUUGUUUUGUAGAAGAAGGGUAUUCCACAGAGGCCAAUCAACAGCCAAGCCUAUUUAACAUUACAGAACAUGACGCAGGAUAUAUCGACAUUGAUGUAUAGCUGGUGGUAUUCCCCAAGGUGGCACAUGUUUUACUCUUGCACAGUACCACAGUGCUAGUCAGUGAUGUACAAGUUGAUCUGAGUUAAGCAGGGUGCCUGCAGUCACCCGCAGUUACGAUUCAGAGAAAAAAUAUUUGUAAUGAUAUUCGGGUCAUUUGCGAGCAGGUCAGUUAAAAUAAAUGAAAUAUAUCUAAAAAUGUAUAAAAUAUCAUGAGAAGGCUAACAUUAAUAUUUAACUCAAAUAUUAAAAGACAUCAUUGGCUAAAUAAGCAACAUGAGAUUGCCACAUAGGUGACCUGUAUGAUAGGAGAAUGGAGAUUGAGACGGUAGAAAAGCUGAAGAUGGGAUACAAUAAAAAGACAACUUUAA